Hymenoscyphus albidus is the source of this 918-nucleotide messenger RNA. The record is from the annotation of a GenBank genome assembly. NCBI's taxonomy places the organism in Eukaryota, Fungi, Ascomycota, Leotiomycetes, Helotiales, Helotiaceae.
AUGCAGUCCUCAUAUCUCCUCACUCUUUUGCUUUUCGCUGUCAAUGCAUUCGCUGUCUCUCUACCAAUUCGCAUUGUUUCCUGGAAUGUUCGCUUUGAUGCUGAUGCUUCGACGCGCCAGGACGGAGAAAAACCAUGGUCGACCAUCCUAUGUGGUAUUUGGUCUGAACGCUGCAGAAAACCACAUGUGAUAGAGUUACUCAAAAACGAAGCCGCCAAUACAGCCUCUCCUACUAUCAUCGGUCUCCAAGAAGUGCUCGACAACCAACUGGAGGAUAUCAAAGGUGGCUUGGGGAGCACGUGGCAGCAUAUCGGUUUCGGACGUGAUGAUGGGAAGAAGGCUGGAGAAUACAGCCCCAUCCUUUACAACACCGACGCUCUCACUUUGGUAUUCAGCGAAAUGAAAUGGCUCUCUCCCACCCCCGAUGAGGUUUCCUUUGGAUGGGGCGCGGGAAGUCGACGAGUUGUCACCAUUGGUGUUUUUGAGCACAAGGCCACUGGAAAACGCUUCAUACAUGCCAACACCCACCUCGACAAUGUCAGUUCCGAGGCUCGUAGCGAGGGCAUCAAGGUCGUGGCCUCUCGAAUCAAGGCCGUCCGAGAACAGUUCGGUCCUCUGGGUGCGACCCUCACUGGCGAUUUCAAUUCCGAACCCAAUCAAGAUGCCUACCAAACGUUGGAGGACAUGGAUUUUCUCACCGAGGUCUCGAAAUCCGAGGCCGUUAAAAUUCGAAAUCUCGAUUUGACGUACACUGGCUUCGAAUCUGAAGCGGGUUUCUCGCGCAUCGACUUUGUCUGGUUUGGUCCGACGGAACAGCAUUUUUACGCGGCCCAGUCUUGGGAAGUUGUUAACAAUGUUGUGGAUGGGGUGUUUAUUAGUGACCAUAGGCUUGUGGUUGCGGAUUUGACGGCGCUUUGA